GAGCGUCCCCCACAUCCCAUCCCAUCCCAUUCCCAUCCCAUCCCAUCCCAUCCCAUCCCGAGCCAUGAACACGGAGCGGAUCGUCAUCCCGGGCCCGGGGCCCUGGGGCUUCCGCCUGGUGGGAGGAAAGGACUUCGAGCAGCCCCUCACCAUCUCCAGGGUUACUCCAGGAAGCAAGGCAGCAGUUGCUAAUGUAUGUAUUGGAGAUGUUAUCAUGGCCAUCGAUGGAGAAAACACAAAUAAUAUGACUCAUUUAGAAGCCCAGAAUAAAAUCAAGAGCUGCGUAGAUAACAUAACGCUAACAGUUGGCAGGACGGAACACAAAGUCUGGUCUCCUCUUGUGACUGAGGAAGGGAAACGCCACCCAUACAAGAUGAAUUUAGCUUCUGAACCUCAGGAAGUAACGCACAUAGGAAGUGCACACAACCGGAGUGCAAUACCCUUCUCCGUUGCCGCCGCUUCCAGCGGUUCCCCCCGAGUCAUCACUGCCCAGUACAACAACCCGGCCGGCCUCUACUCUUCGGAAAACAUCCACAACUUCAAUAGCGCCCUGGAGUCGAAGACCGCAGCCGGCAUCCAGGAACCAAGUAAAAACCCAGAGCCAGCCCAGCCUCUAGGUAACAUCACCAUAGACAAGAACUCGGAGGUUUACAAGAUGCUUCAGGAGAACCAAGACUUAAAUGGGCCUCCCAAACAAUCGGCUUCAUUCCUGGUGUUGGAGGAGAUCUUAGAGACUGGGGACCCCAACAAGCCCUCAGGAUUUAGAAGCGUAAAAGCACCCAUCACGAAAGUUGCCGCCUCGAUUGGAAACGCCCAGAAGUUGCUCAUGUGUGACAAGUGUGGUAUUGGCAUUGUAGGGGCGGUUGUGAAGCUGCGGGAGAAGCACCGUCACCCAGAGUGCUACGUGUGCAGCGACUGUGGGAUAAACCUCAAGCAGAAGGGGCACUUCUUCGUGGAGGAGCAAAUAUACUGCGAAAAGCAUGCCCGGGAGCACGUGACCCCUCCAGAGGGCUACGACGUGGUGACUGUGUUUCCACAAUAAACUCGGACAUUCAGAACCCUGGUUUUUCUCUCCUCACUGCUGUAUUCUCCCUUCUGUUUUUUCCUCUACACUCGUCCUAAGAGAUCUUCGGCACUGGGUGUGGGGGCCAUCCUGCUUGGCUUUCUGAUUGCAUUCACCGGCUGAACAGCACUAAUCACACUACCUGCUUUAGAAAUAACAAUUCGGUUGGAACCCUCUCCCAGCAUCUUUUACCUUCCUCCCUGGACUUCCUACUGCAAGCCUGAGAAGGCCUGGCGUGUUCACGUCAAAAUAGAAAUAAACGUGUCUGGUGGUGAAGUGAGUAUUCAAUAAUAAACCUAAUGAUCCCAAGGCA
Messenger RNA from Tachyglossus aculeatus (Australian echidna), 1376 nucleotides. It is a transcript of the gene PDLIM1, whose product is annotated as PDZ and LIM domain 1. The transcript is spliced from 7 exons. Gene Ontology annotation, biological process: heart development; actin cytoskeleton organization; muscle structure development. Gene Ontology annotation, molecular function: muscle alpha-actinin binding; actin binding. Gene Ontology annotation, cellular component: stress fiber; filamentous actin; adherens junction. The coding region runs from base 65 to 1042 and encodes 325 amino acids. NCBI's taxonomy places the organism in Eukaryota, Metazoa, Chordata, Mammalia, Monotremata, Tachyglossidae. The record is from RefSeq and is a predicted model, not a curated record.